AUGGUGAUCAAGAGUGUGGAAUCCUUUAUUGAGAUUUGUGCAACAUUUUCUUGGGUCUUGCGUGAUCUAUUUAAAUGUUUUGGUAUGUGGAGAUUGGGGGUCACAGUUGCGACUGAUGACAAGUUUAUCGGGAACCAUGCCUUUGGCCAGUCAUUUCAAGAAGUUUGCAAGAAAAAUGCAGACUUGCAAUCGUGGGACACAGACCUCAAAACCCAUGCAGAAGAGAUCUUGAAAACCUUCAAGGGUAAAGGAGGUCUCUCGAUUGAUUCUUGGAAACCAUUCACACUCUAUGCGUGGUAUUCAAACAAGAAGAUUGUGCAAGCAAUCUUGGAAUUCAAGGAAGAUAUAACUAAAGGGAAGGGGAUUAGUAAGAAGAAGAAGAGAAAUGAAGAAAGAGUGAACAUCCUGGCUGACAAGUAUAUUAAGAAUAGCUCAAACAUGCUGGAUUUCCUUUCUGAAAUGGAAAACUUCCUCAUGCUUGUUCAUAAUAGCCAUUCAAAUAUUGCAACAGUGAUUCAAAAGUACUUUAAGAUCCACAAUGAAAUGAGUGGAGCUGAGUUCUACGGGAUGAUUACGGAUAAAUUAAAAAAGCUCAAGGACUCUGAUAAUACCUUUGACCAUUUUGCUGAAAACUUGCUCAAAAAGGCAGUAAGUUUGAAGAGCCAGCAUGAAGAAAUGAUUCAUAAUUUGCAAGUCGAAAUCAUUAAACUUAGUAAGAAGGAGAAACACGCGAAAUCAUGGAAGAACGUCGCAUAUAUGAUAUUUGUAGGCGCUGUGGUAGUGUGGUUCGUUUGGCUAUUGCCUGAAUUGUGA
Messenger RNA from Rosa chinensis, 813 nucleotides. Its product is annotated as UPF0496 protein At5g66675-like. The coding region runs from base 1 to 813 and encodes 270 amino acids. NCBI's taxonomy places the organism in Eukaryota, Viridiplantae, Streptophyta, Magnoliopsida, Rosales, Rosaceae. The record is from RefSeq and is a predicted model, not a curated record. The transcript has 2 exons.